CCACCUGAUUACACCAGCCUGCACUCGUCUACUCUCAAGGCGAGGCGUUUGGCAUCUCAAACGAGCCUACUAGCUGGCGUAUGUUUACAAAGGGACGCAAAAUCCUUUCUGUGUGUACAGCGCCUUAGGAAGUUGCUGAAAGUAACAAAGAGUCAAUUUACACAAACAAGACCGAAUCGACGGGUACUUUCUGAUGUUAUAUGAAUCACUCGUUGCGUUGCUAUUAUGCCAUCUGGCGAGGAAAGCGUGACAACCUAAAAAUGCCAUUAUUGCGCGUUUGACGUCACAGACACAUGAUUCAGAGUGACCAAUGGAAGGACGCCUUCUCUCUGUACACGGAACUGAUUGCGGACUUCCUUGGCUGAAAUGACCAAUAAACAGCUCUGUCAUCAUCUUCGCAGUUUUCUCAUUUAAUAAGGCCUGGAAUACUUCGAUAGACAAAAAAUAGUCCAUGGAAGACCAAAAUGGUCAGCUUGAUGUGGGCCCUCCCAGGGAACCUGUGGCAGGUGUAGGCUUCCCUGCUCCUCCCCCACCCAUCUACGCCUGCACUCUGACUCCAGAAUUGGUGGCCAAGGCCCGGGAAGAGCUCCAGGAGAAGCCAGAAUGGAGGCUUCGGGAUGUCCAAGCAUUACGAGAUAUGAUACUCAAAGACCACCCUAAUCUGAGGACGCGGUUAGACGAUGCGUUUCUCCUGCGCUUCCUUAGGGCCAGAAAGUUCGAUUAUGACCGGGCCCUUCAACUGCUCCUGAAUUAUCAUGCCAGCCGGAAAGCCUGGCCUGAGGUGUUCCAGGACCUGAAGCCCUCCACAGUGAAGCAUGUGCUUGAACUGGGAUUUCUCACUGUCCUGCCCAGACCAGACCCACGUGGACGCUACAUACUGUGUUUACGGCCAGGUAAAUGGAAGCCUAAUGAUUAUCCAUUUGUGGACAACAUUCGGGCUAUUUAUUUGACAUUAGAGAAGCUGAUUCAGCCUGAGGAAACCCAAGUGAAUGGAAUUGUGAUCCUGGUAGAUUAUGCAGGUGUUGGCCUCUCUCAAGCUUCUAAUCCAGGGCCUCUUCUGGCAAAAAAAGUUGUUGGUAUCCUUCAGGAUGGAUUCCCAAUCAGAAUAAAAGCAGUAAACAUUAUAAAUGAGCCACGCAUCUUCAAGGGUAUUUUUGCAAUAAUUAAGCCCUUUUUGAAAGAGAAAAUGGCAGAGAGGUACGUCCUGCAUGGCUCAGAUCUGGGCUCUCUCCACCGAGUCAUCCCUCAAUCUGUGCUACCUGAAGAGUAUGGAGGAAAGGCGGGUAGACUUGAUAUGUCUGCCUGGUCCAGAACAUUGCUGGAGGCUGAGGAGGAGUUUGUGGUGGAGUUCUGUCAGCCUGAUCCUCUGGAGGGCGUAAUUCUGCCAGACUCAAUGCUCUUUGAGGGACAGCAGGCUGGGGCACAUGGAGAGGACUCCUUCAGACAUCUACGUUCUCAGCUUUACUAUUGUUACUGACCUCCAGUGAACUUGCCACUGGUUCUUUUAAAGCAUUUGUAUAGCUGACCAAUUAUCUGAGAGGUUUAUAUAUAUAUAUAUAUAUAUAUAUAUAUAUAUAUAUAUAUAUAUAUAUAUAUAUAUAUAUUAGUUCUCACUAUCCAAUGUCAAAACGCUGAGGUCAAUGCAUUAGUGUGAAAAAAAAACUUGUCAAAGAAGGCCAUUUAGAUGCUGGAUGGUAUACUUAUUUGGUCUAAUAUGAUCACUUAAACUGCAAAAACUUGACAGUUGUAAUCACCUUUUUGAGAAGGAAUCCUUGGUUUUAACAUAUAAUCAGUCCAUGUAUUUAUUUUCAGUAUUUUAUUUGUGUCUUAAAUGUUUUUCAACACUAAAUCAUUCCAGUUUCAUGUUACACCUCAAAUAAUGUUUGCCUUAACUUGCAGUAAAGGGAAAAUGAGAAAUAAAUUAGAUGAGUUAACAUUUUGUGUCAAGGACCAUGAAAUAAAUAGAUAAUUUAGAUAGCACAUUGUAGAUGUCAUUUAAAAUCCAAAGCAAUACUGUAACAAUGCAUUUUUUAAAUUCAAGUGUAUGUUGCCUCAGUAUUUUAUAACUCUGUAUUUAUAGACUAUAGAUUGGUCUACAGAUAAUUGUAUAAUGUUUCUUUUUGAUUUGUAGAUAGCACAGCUCUAAAUUGGUUCUUUUUCAUUUAUGCCUUUUACUGUUCACAAACAAAAAAUACUGUGCAUUACUGAAUUGACAGUUAUCCCCCAAAAAACUUGCACAAUAUCUUUGUUAUUUUAAGUUACACUUAGAACUUUAGCUAGACUUUAUCUCUCGACUAUAGUAUAUACCCUUAGAGAGUGGCCAAAAUGAAGUUCACAAUGCGUGUUUGCAUAUUGUUGUUUGCCAAAAUACUUUAGAGGUAUACUGUAACUUUUUAUUUUGUACAGAACUUGUAUAGAUAACUGUCAGGUUAAAGUUGUUCCAAAUAUUAUUUAUGUAAUUUAAGUCUUGUCUCACUGAGCACAUUUUUAUGCCCUAUUUUUACAUUUCAAGCCUUACAUUUACUUUCAGUAUUGCAACAGUAUAAUUUAAAUACUUUAGUAUUUUUAAUUGUGGUACAGUAGUUGUUAACACUCAUUAAACAUUAUGAUU
Myxocyprinus asiaticus (Chinese sucker) is the source of this 2611-nucleotide messenger RNA. RefSeq names its product alpha-tocopherol transfer protein-like. The coding region runs from base 452 to 1477 and encodes 341 amino acids. The transcript is spliced from 5 exons. NCBI's taxonomy places the organism in Eukaryota, Metazoa, Chordata, Actinopteri, Cypriniformes, Catostomidae. Gene Ontology annotation, cellular component: membrane. Gene Ontology annotation, molecular function: phosphatidylinositol bisphosphate binding. The record is from RefSeq and is a predicted model, not a curated record.